Messenger RNA from Colletotrichum phormii, 1528 nucleotides. RefSeq names its product beta-eliminating lyase. Gene Ontology annotation, cellular component: cytosol. The record is from RefSeq and is a predicted model, not a curated record. NCBI's taxonomy places the organism in Eukaryota, Fungi, Ascomycota, Sordariomycetes, Glomerellales, Glomerellaceae. Gene Ontology annotation, biological process: L-threonine catabolic process; glycine biosynthetic process. Gene Ontology annotation, molecular function: L-allo-threonine aldolase activity. The coding region runs from base 388 to 1527 and encodes 379 amino acids. The transcript is spliced from 2 exons.
UAGAAACGCCACGAUGAAUGCAGACGGAUGUGUCCCAUUUGUUGCUCACAAUUUGGAGCGGUAGAGAUUCUAGACCUAGGUAUCUCGUGAUGAAAUCUACAGUUCGGGUCAGAUUGAUCGUCGAGGCAUGAACAGCAAUAUCGCUACUCUUAUAAUCACCACCAGAACCCGGCCAAGGCUUCCACAAUAACACGUGCGUAAAAGCCGUCGAGGGAUCCCACCGUGCAGGACAGAUCAAACAAGCAAACCUGUGCCUGCUCCUCAUCGCUGUUUUGCUUCGAGUUGGUAAUACUCAUGCGAGGGCUCUGGGAGCCUGCUCUGGUUUCAACAACAGCUAGCAACUGCGCACCAUUCCUUGACAACUGAAAACUCGACGAAAUCCUCAUCAUGACACCCGACGACGAGAAUGCCCCUAUCCUCUGGGGCUCUCCCCAGCAGACCGGUGCCGCCUUCGACUUCAGAAGCGACGUAAUCACAACCCCCUCCCUCACAAUGCUCGCCGCAAUAACCCACACAACCCUCUCCGACGACGUCUACUCCGAAGACCCCACAACCUCCCGCUUCGAAACCUCCCUCGCAGCAACCUGCGGCCACGCCGCCGCCGCCUUCGUCCUCACCGGCACAAUGGCAAACCAACUCGCCCUCCGCACCCUCCUCACGCAACCCCCGCACGCCGUCCUCGCCGACGCCUCCGCGCACAUACUCCACUGGGAAGCCGGCGGCGUGGCCCACCUCUCGGGCGCCAUGGUCCAGGGGAUCCGGCCGCGCAACGGACUCUAUCUCACACUCCAAGAUAUCGAGAAACAUGCCGUUCUGACGGAUGACGUACAUAAAUGCCCCACGCGGGUGGUGAGUAUCGAGAAUACGUGCUCGGGUGUCGUUGUUCCGCUGGUGGAGAUGAGGAGGAUCAGGGAGUGGACUUCCGCGAGGGGGAUUGCGGUACACAUGGACGGCGCGAGGCUAUGGGAAGCUGUCUCGGCUGGCGCGGGCAGCUUGGAGGACUUUGGACGGUGUUGUGAUGUGCUCACGCUAGAUUUCAGCAAGAACCUCGCCGCGCCGAUGGGCGCCAUGGUCCUUGGUUCCGCGGAGCUGAUCAAGCGUCUGCGAAGGAUGCGGAAGAGUAUCGGCGGCGGGAUGAGACAGGCCGGCGUCCUCGCCGCCGCGGCGCGGCAGGCUGUUCUCGAGAACUUUGGUCCCGGGACGAGGGAUGUGAGGGGCGUGUUGGGGAGGAGUCGUGUGAUGGCGGCCGAGGUCGGGGGGAUGUGGGUUUCCAGGGGCGGGGUGCUGUUGAAGCCUGUUGAGACGAAUAUGGUCUGGUUGGAUCUCCGGGGUUGCGGGGUGGGUGUCAAGCAGUGGAAUGAGGCUGGGAGGCGGAGGGGAAUCAGGUUGGAUGGGAAGAGGGUUGUGUUGCAUCAUCAGGUUGGGGAGGUUGCGAUGAGGUUGUUGGGGGAUGUGAUGGAUGAGGUUCUUGGGAGGGUUCGUGGGGUGUCUGCUGGAGUUGAUGGGUUGCCCAAGGCGAGGUUGUAGA